Messenger RNA from Geodia barretti, 396 nucleotides. The record is from the annotation of a GenBank genome assembly. NCBI's taxonomy places the organism in Eukaryota, Metazoa, Porifera, Demospongiae, Tetractinellida, Geodiidae.
AUGGCGACCUCUACGUCCCAGAUGUCGGGCGGCCUCACAGCCAAGGACCUGGACGCAGAGGAGGUGAACGUAACGUCUGCAGUCCUGAUGGGAGCCGCCCACCACUACGGCAAGUACUGCGAGGGACCCAACGAGACGUUCAUGGAGUGCCGAACCGCCAGCAAAGACCCUCGCAAGUGCCUCGCGGAGGGCAGGGAGGUCACCUGCUGCGCCCUCGAGUUUUUCCGCGCCGUAAAGGGCAGCUGCAACGAAGUCUUCACGGCUCACUGGACGUGUCUGGACGAGAACAAUCAGAGCUUCAAGGCGUGCAAGAAGACGCGGAAGGCCUUCGACGCGUGCAUGGAAAAAACAAACGGCAGUAGCGACAGUUCGGCGGCAGACCCUGCGGCCUCAUAG